AUGGAAGAUUUCUACAUUAACAACACAUUUGAAGACUGCAAUAAUUAUAGCUGCCCUACUCAAGGAGUUGAAGUGGUGACGCUAAGCAUUGAAACUGCUUACAAUAUAGUGCAAGGGGUAAUCAUCUGUGUUGGGCUUCCGUUGACACUAGUGGCCAUUCUUCUGCUUUGUUCUUUGGAGAAGAAAAAUCACGCUACUCCGAUUUAUGUCAUCAACCUCCUCAUCUCUGACCUCCUGCAGCUCUGCAGUCUCAUUGUUUGGCUGGUACCGCAUGAGAGUGGGAAGCUGAAUGAUGUCUUCUUUUACGUUUACUUCCUGGGAGAGAUGGCCAGUGUCGGCUUCAUGGUGUGCGUCGCCUUAGAAAGGUAUUUGGUCAUCACCCACCCACUGUGGUACCGCUUCAGCCGAUCCAUCAAGAUUUCUGGAGUGGUUUGUGUUGUGGUCUGGCUCCUUCCUCUUAUCUAUCUCAUUCCUUUCUUUCUUGGUGUUAAGCGUUUGAUCAGAGAAAUCAUCCUCGGAGUCUACCACAUGCUCCCACUCCCCCUUUUCAUUUUCUUCCUAGGUGGGACACUGAAAGCUCUGCUUGCAGCUAGUCGCAUCCCUGCUACUGAAAAACGAAGAAUAUUAGGAAUUCUUGUCUUGGUGCUACUUAAUUACUUAUUUCUGUUCAUGCCCUCUGUCAUUUGGUCUCUGAUAGAAACAACCAGAAAAAACAAAAUUUUCAGCUACACAUCUUAUGUGUUACUUUACUGCAGUCCUCUUGCAGAUGUGUUUCUUUAUGUUUUCAUAAGGAAAGGGGUUGUAGAUAACCUUUUAGCAUCUCUCUGUUGUUGCAAAAUGGACAAUGGCUCUGUAGAGGCAACCUCAGCUGCUACAGUGUGAAUAGCUACAUUUGCAUGCCAACUAAUAUUCCAAUUUGUCCUUAAUUCUUGAAAAUCAGUGUUCUGAAUUAGCUGUUUACCUGGUCAAUAAUGGCCACUUAUAUUCUUCCUUACAUGCAGCUGUAUAUAUCCCAAUAAAAGUGUUUUUCAGUUGUUCCACAGUAUCAACUUAGCCUCCCUCUUUUGUUGCUUAAAACGUCCUUUGGAAAAGGUCAGCUUUUUGAUAUUUGCUCAUAUCUAUGGACCUAUUGAUAUCCUUUGUCAUAAUGUUUAUCUGUAGGUCUGUUUGUCCUUCUGACCAGAAUUGUUGACUUUUUUUUUGGAGCAUCCAUUCUGUACCAGAGAGGAUCUUUGUCUUUGCUACAGCUAAUCAAAAUCAGGAGCUGUGUGAUGCGACCUGCAAUAAAACACCCAAAGUAUAAUGUUGAGAGACUCCUAUUAAUACCAGAAUAUUGGCUUCACAGGCCAGGAAAAAUGUUGUUUACAUGACACCUGUUAAAUUCUAAAGAUUGAUAAAUGUAAGUUCCAAAUGGUGAGAAUAAUAGUUUGCAUGUAAAUGUACUUAAUCUGCCAGCAUGUGGAGAUGAAAUGUGUAGAGACAGACGAAGGAGAAAUGUAGGUAAAAAGAAAGUUAAAAGUGUUCAAAACUUCCAUAGAAUAUGCUUAACUACUGAUUAAGAAGCAUUUUAUUUGGUGACUGCCUCACAUAUAUACAGUCACAGCCUGUUUUU
Messenger RNA from Sphaeramia orbicularis (orbiculate cardinalfish), 1612 nucleotides. Its product is annotated as G-protein coupled receptor 183-like. Gene Ontology annotation, biological process: positive regulation of Rho protein signal transduction; phospholipase C-activating G protein-coupled receptor signaling pathway. Gene Ontology annotation, molecular function: G protein-coupled receptor activity. The transcript has 3 exons. Lineage: Eukaryota; Metazoa; Chordata; Actinopteri; Kurtiformes; Apogonidae. Bases 1 to 882 code for a protein of 293 amino acids. Gene Ontology annotation, cellular component: plasma membrane. The record is from RefSeq and is a predicted model, not a curated record.